Messenger RNA from Populus trichocarpa (black cottonwood), 1669 nucleotides. RefSeq names its product iron-sulfur protein required for NADH dehydrogenase, mitochondrial. Lineage: Eukaryota; Viridiplantae; Streptophyta; Magnoliopsida; Malpighiales; Salicaceae. Gene Ontology annotation, molecular function: ATP-dependent FeS chaperone activity; ATP binding; 4 iron, 4 sulfur cluster binding. The transcript has 9 exons. The record is from RefSeq and is a predicted model, not a curated record. Gene Ontology annotation, cellular component: mitochondrion. Gene Ontology annotation, biological process: iron-sulfur cluster assembly; mitochondrial respiratory chain complex I assembly. Bases 615 to 1358 code for a protein of 247 amino acids.
AGGCCCAUCAUUUUGAAAAUUUGGUAAGGAUUGGAGAGGGGCCGCGCGAACGCAGGCCCCAACUAGCACAAAUUAUGACGUACACUCUCCCACUUGGGGAGAUGUUAGGCUCACGCGCUGUCCAAGUGCAAUGAGAACCGCCAACCUAGGCCAUGGGCUUUCUUGAUCGCCCAUCGACCCCGUCCAGGUAAGUAAUUUUUUCAGUCCAGCUGCCUGCUAUUUUAUAAUCCAUACUUUUACUCCACUCUCCAUUUCUUUCCGAUGUGGGGCAAAGAUCAGUCGAUCAUCAACACGUAAAACAAAGACUGUAUCGAGAUUUUCAAAAGAAUUCAUCUGCCUUGAAGAAGCUGUGUGUUUUGAACUAGGUUGGAUCCAUGAAAGGAUUCUUGGGACCUUUGAGCGUAAGUUGAGCGGCUUGGAAGUAUUAGGAACUACUCAGGGACGUUUAAGAGAUCACAAUUGCGGCUUGAAGGGGUGAAGGAUGUUAUUGCUGUUGCUUCUGGUAAAGGUGGCGUUGGCAAAUCCACCACUGCGGUCUCUUGGGGUUUUGGGACGGUUCUAAAUGUCAGCAUCAAGGAAAAAUUUCCAUUCUUUUUGUCAGUUUUGCUGAGCUAAUGAGGCAAUUAGUUAACUUGGCUGUUGCACUUGCUAUUAAGUGCCAACUGAAGGUGGGCCUGCUUGACGCUGAUGUUUAUGGACCAUCUGUUCCUAUGAUGAUGAAGAUUGACAGGAAGCCAGAUAUCACUGAAGAUAAGAAGAUGAUUCCAAUAGAGAACUAUGGAGUUAAGUGUAUGUCAAUGGGAUUUCUUGUAGAGAAGGAUGCCCCUAUCGUAUGGAGAGGUCCCAUGGUGAUGAGUGCUCUUGUGAAAAUGACUAGGGGAGUUGAUUGGGGAAAUCUUGAUAUUCUUGUGGUGGAUAUGCCCCCUGGUACUGGCGACGCACAACUAACUAUGACCCAAAAUCUGCAACUAUCUGGUGCAUUGAUUGUUUCAACUCCACAAGAUAUUGCUUUGUUGGAUGCUCGUCGAGGAGCUAAUAUGUUCUCUAAAGUUGGCGUUCCUAUUUUGGGAUUUGUAGAGAACAUGAGUUUCUUCAAAUGCCCACAUUGUGGUGAACCCUCAUUCAUUUUUGGGAAAGGAGGAGCUAGAAAUGCAGCUGCUUCAAUGGGUCACAACUUUCUUGGUGAGAUACCGUUAGAAGUGGACGUCAGAAAAGGUUCUGAUGAAGGCAUCCCUGUAGUGAUUUCAGCACCUGAUUCUGCGAUCUCCAAAGCAUAUGGUGAUACAGCACAAAAUGUUGUCAACAAACUUGAGGAAUUGGCAAAGGAACCAUCUCUCCAUCCAGAGAUUAAUCUGUAAAAACUUUGGUAGAAGAACAAUCUCCCCUCCCCCCCAUUUACUAUGAUCUAGUAGCCAUCAAAUAGUUUUUCUUGAUUUUGUUACUUACUUGGUGCUUAUAUAGUAUGCUAAUUUUAAUCUCUCUUUUCCUUUUCGUUGUAUGAAUAAGUCGAUGUAUUCUAGAAAUAGGGCAUAGGGAAAAGCUCAGAGCAAUUUGCUCCAGAUCUCAGCCAGUGGUUCUCUUCCUCUGCAGAUUGUUUAGCUACACUGACACAACAUUUUGAUAAGCGAGUGAAACAAUUGGGGGUAUGCAUCCACCUAUCCUGACAUCA